Messenger RNA from Lepisosteus oculatus (spotted gar), 382 nucleotides. The record is from RefSeq and is a predicted model, not a curated record. Lineage: Eukaryota; Metazoa; Chordata; Actinopteri; Semionotiformes; Lepisosteidae.
UGACACGCGUGAAUACCUGUCUCUGUGCUGCAGGAGCUGAUGUGGAGAAGAGUGGGGCUGGAAAGACUGAGUUUAAAUACCCCUCCUACGUCCAGCAUAUAAUGGGAGAGAUCUUCUCCCUGGGGUUCGGGCCGUUCCGCUGGGUGUGCACCUCGGGGGACCCCAGUGACCUGGCGCAGACGGACGACAUCGCCGCGGGCGUGCUGGAUGACAUCAGCAGGACAGCGCCGGAGCGCGUCAGGCAGCAGUACAGCGACAACAGCCGCUGGAUCCGCCAGGCCGGCCGACACAACAUGGUGCGUCCAGGGGCUGGGGCCACGCUCCUCACACGGGGCUGUAUUGAUGAUGAAAGGGGUUUGUCUCUGUCGCUGUUGACGGUGUU